This is a messenger RNA of Nycticebus coucang (slow loris), 2226 nucleotides long. RefSeq names its product SPATS2-like protein. The record is from RefSeq and is a predicted model, not a curated record. NCBI's taxonomy places the organism in Eukaryota, Metazoa, Chordata, Mammalia, Primates, Lorisidae. Gene Ontology annotation, molecular function: protein binding. Gene Ontology annotation, cellular component: cytoplasm.
AUAAAGCCGGCAGCUCCAGACUGUGCGCCCGGAGCCCUGAUUUGGACACCAGGAAACCUUAAAAAGGCUUAUUCCAUUAAAAGCAAGAUGGCUGAACUGAAUACUCACUUGAAUGUCAAGGAAAAGAUCUAUGCGGUUAGAUCAGUUGUCCCCAAUAAAAGCAAUAAUGAAAUAGUCCUGGUGCUACAGCAGUUUGAUUUUAAUGUGGAUAAAGCCAUGCAAACCUUCGUGGAUGGCAGUGCAAUUCAAGUUCUAAAAGAAUGGAAUAUGACAGGAAAAAAGAAGAACAAUAAAAGGAAAAGAAGCAAGUCUAAGCAGCGCCAAGCCAACAAAGACGCUAGAGACAGGGCGGAGAGGCCUGACGUGGGGCCCCUGCAGCCUCAGCCCCUGCAGCCUCAGCCCCUGCAGCCACAGAGCAGACUCGUGAACUGCUGCAAGAAGGACAGCUCGUCCACCCACUCUGCCAGCGAGAAACCAGCCCUGCCCCCUAGACAGAAAAAGAUCUCGAUACUCGAAGCACUUUGUGGGGUCACAGAAGGCAACAGACUACUGCAACAGAAACAAUCCUUAGAUGGGAACCCCAAACCUAUACACGGAACAGCAGAGAGGUCAGAUGGCUUACAGUGGUCAGCUGAGCAGCCUUGUAACCCAAGCAAGCCUAAGGCGAAAACAUCUCCUGUUAAGUCCAAUGCCCCUGCAGCUCAUCUUGAAAUAAAGCCAGAUGAGCUGGCAAAGAAAAGAGGCACAAAUAUUGAGAAAUCAGUGAAGGAUUUGCAACGCUGCACUGUCUCCCUCACUAGAUAUCGCAUCAUGAUCAAGGAAGAAGUGGACAGUUCCGUGAAGAAGAUCAAAGCUGCCUUUGCUGAAUUACACAACUGCAUCAUUGACAAAGAAGUUUCAUUAAUGGCAGAAAUGGAUAAAGUUAAAGAAGAAGCCAUGGAAAUCCUGACUGCUCGUCAAAAGAAAGCAGAGGAACUAAAGAGGCUUACUGAUCUAGCCAGUCAGAUGGCAGAGAUGCAGCCGGCCGAACUCGGGGCAGAAAUUAAGCACUUUGUCAGCGAGCAUAAAUAUGAUGAAGAGCUCGGGAAGGCUGCCCGAUUCUCCUGUAACAUUGAACAGCUGAAGGCCCAAAUAAUGCUCUGCGGAGAAAUUACACAUCCAAAGAACAACUAUUCUUCAAGAACUCCCUGCAGCUCCCUGCUGCCUCUGCUGAACGCUCACACAGCAACCUCUAGGAAACAGAGUAACUUCUCCCGGAAAUCAUCCAAUCACAACAGGCCCUCUGAGGGCAAACCAGCAAACCCCAAAGUGGUGAGCAGCCUUCCCAUCACUGCCGACCCCUCUCACCAGCCCAUGCCAGCUAACAAGCAGAAUGGGCCUUCUAGCCAGAGACGAAGAUUUAAUCCACAGUAUCAUAACAGGCUAAAUGGGCCUGCCAAGUCCCAGGGCGGUGGAAACGAAGCUGAUUCAAUGCGGAAGGGCAAUGCCCUCCAUGAACACAGGAAACAGCCGCACAACGGUUUCCGUCCCAAAAACAAAGGCGGCACCAAAAAUUAAGAGGCCCCCUUGGGGACAAAGACCCCGGAGGCCCCAGCCUAUUCUGAAAAGCCCAGAAGAAGGCAGCACGCUCCAGACGCCUCCGAGGCCAGGCCCUUCCAGGGUAACGUGGGGAGGGUCUCACAGUGCAAUCUCUGCCCCACGAGAAUAGAAGUCUCGACAGACACCACGGUCCUCUCAGUUUCUGCUGUGACGUUGGUGGCCUGAGCUAGGAGAGAAAAGAGCAGUUUUCACUCACUUUGAUUCCCUGCCCGAGGUGCUGACCCAACUGGCUGCCAAAAGAGAGUCAAUCAGAAUAUACAAAUCCUGUAUGGUUGUGUCAUCCUCUCGUAAAUCAUUUUUACUAAUUGUAAUAAUCAGCUCUAGCUUGCUUCAUAAUUUUCAUGGCUUUGCUUGAUCUGUUGACGCUUUCUCUCAUCAAGACUUUGCAGCAUUUUAACCAGGCAGUAUUUACUCAUUUGUUAGGAAAAUCAAGAUGUGGCUGAAGAUCAGAGGCUCAGUUAGCAACCUAUAUUGUAGUGGUGAUGUCAGUUAUUGAUCGUCUUUAGAGAGUUAAUGUUGAAAAAAAAAAAAAGAAUUCUUAAUGAUCAGACAAAGAUGAUCUGCUGAGGACACGUGCGCUUUUGUAGAAUUUAACAUCUGGUGUUUUUCUGAAAUAUAUAUAUAUAU